This is a messenger RNA of Aspergillus clavatus NRRL 1, 207 nucleotides long. RefSeq names its product cytochrome b-c1 complex subunit 9. Gene Ontology annotation, biological process: mitochondrial electron transport, ubiquinol to cytochrome c. The transcript has 4 exons. NCBI's taxonomy places the organism in Eukaryota, Fungi, Ascomycota, Eurotiomycetes, Eurotiales, Aspergillaceae. The coding region runs from base 1 to 207 and encodes 68 amino acids. The record is from RefSeq and is a predicted model, not a curated record.
AUGCCCGGCGCCCUAUCCGUCACAAUCUAUAGGGGCCUGUUCCGCAGAAAUGCCGUCUACCUGACCACCAUUUUCGCCGGUGCCUUCGCUUUCGAGCUCGCCUUCGAUACCUCUACCAACAAGGUCUGGGAUACCAUGAACCGCGGUCGGCAAUGGAAGGAUAUCAAGUCCCGCUACAUCAACAAGGAGGAGGAAGAUGAGGACUAG